Messenger RNA from Mollisia scopiformis, 1478 nucleotides. RefSeq names its product thiolase. The transcript has 5 exons. The record is from RefSeq and is a predicted model, not a curated record. Gene Ontology annotation, molecular function: acetyl-CoA C-acyltransferase activity. The coding region runs from base 175 to 1434 and encodes 419 amino acids. Gene Ontology annotation, biological process: fatty acid beta-oxidation; phenylacetate catabolic process. Gene Ontology annotation, cellular component: peroxisome. NCBI's taxonomy places the organism in Eukaryota, Fungi, Ascomycota, Leotiomycetes, Helotiales, Mollisiaceae.
CCUGACGGCUGGGUCUAGUCUAGCCUCUAGUGGGAUGAAUACUUAUGCGAUUGAGGCACUUCACUCGGAGCUUCAUAUUUGACCUCCCUUCGUUCCUUGUCCAAACUCUGCAGACAUAUUUGUAUUUCACAUCGGAUUGUUUAUCUUUUGUUUCGUUCGAAAAUAACAGUCACAAUGACGACCGCAGGACAGAGACUAUCGAGCGUGCUUUCACACCUGAACCCACUCUCUUCGGGGAGGAGUAAAUUGCUGCAGAAGAACCCGGAUGAUAUUGUCAUCACAUACGCAGCUCGAACACCUCUCACGAAAGCGAAGAAAGGUGGCCUCAAGGAUACCCCAAUUGACGACCUGUUGAUUGCCCUAUUAACGAUUGUCCGCGAACAAUCGAAGCUCGACCCAAACCUCGUCGAAGAUGUCUGUCUCGGAAACGUCCUCGCCCCAGGCCAAGGUUACAUGGCCCGCGCCUCAGUCCUCGCAGCGGGCUACCCCGUAACGGCAGCAGCGAGCGUAGCCAAUCGAUUCUGCUCGUCCGGUCUCCUUGCAGUUCAGCAGAUUGCCAACCAGAUCAUAGCAGGUAGCAUCGAAGUAGGAAUCGCGGUAGGAGCCGAGAGCAUGUCUACAUGUCCCGACAAUGGAGCCCCAGUCCUCAGCACGAAGAUCACCACACAUUCGAUCGCGAGCCAGAAUCUGCAGCCGAUGGGACAAACGAGCGAGAAUGUCGCAGGGGAUUUUGGCAUAAGUAGAGAGAAGAUGGAUCAAUUUGCCGCGACGAGCUUUCAGAGAGCAGAGAAGUCGCAGAAGGAGGGGUGGUCGAAGGAUGAGAUUGUGCCGAUCACGGUACAGGUCAAGGAUCCUAAGACUGGUGUUGUGGAGGAGAAGGUCAUUGAUCGUGAUGAUGGUAUUAGAUAUGGAACAACUGCUGAGUCUUUGGGCAAGAUCAGAGCUGCGUUCCCGCAAUGGAGCCCGAGUCAGACAACGGGAGGGAAUGCCUCGCAGAUCACGGAUGGUGCGGCUGCUAUUUUGUUGAUGAAGAGAAGCAAGGCGGAAGAGAUAGGUCAGCCUAUCUUGGGAAAAUUCUGCGGAGCUACGAUUGUGGGGCUCGAACCUAGGAUCAUGGGAAUUGGUCCCAGUUAUGCUAUUCCCAAGAUUCUGUCAAAGACGGGAUUGACAAUUGCCGAUGUGGAUGUUAUUGAGAUCAAUGAGGCUUUUGCCAGCAUGGGAGUCUAUUGUGUUGAGAAGCUUGGGCUUGAUCCUGAGAAGGUGAACCCAAGAGGUGGUGCUAUUGCAUUUGGACAUCCAUUGGGUUGCACGGGUGCGAGACAGAUUGUUACUGCUCUUUCUGAGUUGAGAAGACAGGACAAGAGGAUAGCGGUGACUUCGAUGUGUGUCGGCACUGGAAUGGGCAUGGCUGGUGUCUUUGUAUCUGAGCAUUGAAGCGAAAGCAUGUGUAUAUGAUUUGAAUAGAUUUUUUUGGCCAC